CGUGACUGCGCGUGGCUCACUCACACUGUGUCCUCCCUGCGCAGGUGCGUCUGUGUUUGUGCCUUUCACUCUCGGGCCUUCAAGUCGGAGCCGUCUGAGGCCGACUCUGCCCCGCUGCCCCGCUGCCCCCGUGCCGCGGACGGCCGUUCUCAGUGAGGGACCUUGCACGCGCUACUGAGCUGUGGCCAUGGGCCUGCUCGCCUUCCUGAAGACCCAGUUCGUCGUGCACCUCCUCAUCGGCUUCGUCUUUGUGGUCAGCGGGCUGGUCAUCAACUUCGUCCAGCUCUGCACACUCAUCCUCUGGCCCCUGAACAAGCAGCUGUACCGCCGGCUCAACUGCCGCCUCGCCUACUCGCUCUGGAGCCAGCUGGUCAUGCUACUGGAGUGGUGGUCGUGCACCGCAUGCACCCUGUUCACCGACCAGGCCACGGUGGCCCGCUUUGGGAAGGAGCACGCGGUCAUUAUCCUCAAUCACAACUUCGAAAUCGACUUCCUCUGCGGGUGGACCAUGUGCGAGCGAUUCGGUGUGCUGGGGAGUUCCAAAGUCCUGGCUAAAAGGGAGCUGCUUUACGUGCCCCUCAUCGGCUGGACCUGGUACUUCCUGGAGACCCGCGUCCCGGGUCCGGCCCAGUUUCUCCUGUACUGCGAGGGCACGCGCUUCACGGAGAAGAAGCACCGCGUCAGCAUGGAGGUGGCCGCCUCCAAAGGGCUGCCCGCCCUCAAGUACCACCUGCUGCCUCGGACCAAGGGCUUCACCACCGCGGUCCAGUGCCUCCGCGGGACAGUCGCAGCUGUCUACGACGUCACGCUGAAUUUCCGAGGAAACAAGAACCCGUCUUUGCUGGGGAUCCUGUACGGGAAGAAGUACGAGGCGGACAUGUGUGUGAGGAGAUUUCCUCUGGAAGAGAUUCCACUGGAUGAAAAGGAAGCGGCUCAGUGGCUUCAUAAAUUGUACCAGGAGAAGGAUGCGCUGCAGGAGAUGUACAACCAGAAGGGUGUGUUCCCCGGGGAGCAGUUCAAACCUGCUCGGCGGCCAUGGACGCUCCUGAACUUCCUCUCCUGGGCCACGGUUCUCCUGUCUCCUCUCUUCAGUUUUGUCUUGGGGGUCUUCGCCAGUGGAUCUCCGCUCCUGAUCCUGACGUUCCUGGGGUUUGUCGGGGCAGCUUCCUUUGGAGUCCGCCGACUAAUAGGAGUGACUGAAAUAGAGAAGGGCUCCAGCUAUGGAAACCAAGAGUUUAAGAAAAAGGAAUAAUUAAUGGCUGUGAUUGAACACACAUAACCUGACGGUGGUAUCCAAUUAACUCAAUUAAAAACAGAACAACAUACACAGAGCGGGAAAAAGACACUUAGAAACUAUUUUUCUUAUUAACUGGUGACUAAUACUGACCAAUAAAACUUGAGCCAAGAGUAAA
Molecule: messenger RNA, 1412 nt
Organism: Vicugna pacos (alpaca)
Lineage: Eukaryota; Metazoa; Chordata; Mammalia; Artiodactyla; Camelidae
Source: RefSeq, a predicted model, not a curated record